AUGCCAUUUUACUUAUCAUUUUUCCUCACUCUAAGUGCUGUAAUGUGGUUUGUCUAUGAUGUCUUUCUUAAAGACAUUUGCAUUGUUAUCCCAAAUGUGUUGGGCUUUGCUUUGGGAUUACUUCAGAUGUUGCUAUAUGCCAUAUACAAUGAUGGAGCUAAAGAGAAGGUGGUUAUAACUGAGGAGCAUGCACUAGAGCAAAUGGAAAACGUUGUUGUGAUGAGCCCAUCGGGAACGUGUGAAGUAUACAUGAUCCCAAUUAUUAAUGAUGUGGAUGAUAAGGGAAAGGAAGGUGAAGAAGAGAAGGAGAAAAGUGGAGAAGACAAGGAUUGCCAUGCAUGA
Messenger RNA from Lotus japonicus, 342 nucleotides. Its product is annotated as bidirectional sugar transporter SWEET15-like. Gene Ontology annotation, biological process: carbohydrate transport. NCBI's taxonomy places the organism in Eukaryota, Viridiplantae, Streptophyta, Magnoliopsida, Fabales, Fabaceae. Gene Ontology annotation, cellular component: membrane. The transcript is spliced from 2 exons. Bases 1 to 342 code for a protein of 113 amino acids. Gene Ontology annotation, molecular function: sugar transmembrane transporter activity. The record is from RefSeq and is a predicted model, not a curated record.